AUGCUUUCUAAACAGACCCUAAAUUUAAUUGAAAAAACAAAUAUUUUUGAAAAUUCAAUUAAAUGGAUUGCCUCAAAAGAAAAUGAAAAAAUAUCAAAAUUAUCUACAAAUGAGGCUCUAAAUUUAAUUGGAAAUAUAAUUUUCUUUGGGAAUUUGUUUAAAAAUUGUUUAUCCGUUUGUUUGUUGGAUUGGGCCUAUUUAGUUAAUAGAAUAUUGAAAUAUUGUGCUUUUAUUGUUACUGAUAAUAAGAAAAGUAAUUGUUGGCAUCACCCUUUGCUUGGAUGGACUUCUGAAAGAAUUGACGGAGGUUAUCAAUGGGCAUUUACCCGAAUGAUUAAACAAAUAUCUUUACUUUGGAGUAAAGAAAUGGUUGAAUUUCUUGCUAUAAAAUUUUUUACAAAUUUUGAUGAAGCAAAAUUGGCACAGCAACAAAAUAUGAAUAAAAGAAAAGAUUCAAAAUCUUUUGCAGAAAUUCCAACAUUUCCAACAAUAGACAACAAAUUAACUUCAGAUUUUUUGCAAAAAUUUAUUGGCAAAUUUGGUUCAAAAAAACACCAAGAAACUGUUGGAAGUAUACAAGCUGUUGCUCUACCUCCUUUUACUUCACCAAUAAUUUUUUGUCAACUUUAUCAAAAUGCUUUGUUGGCUUUUUAUAAUUCGAGGAUUGAAAUACUUUCAAGUUUAUCUCGCAACGAUUCUCUCGUUUUGGCCAAAUUAUGGCAUUAUAUAAACCCCGAUGUUAGCAAUACAGAAGGCUUUAAAACAUGUUUGGGCUAUUUGGUAACUGACCCAAGUGUAACCUCUCCCCAUUUUGCUCCACUUCAACUUUUUGGGGAAAUUGCUUAUUCUUUAAUUUCAAUUUUAGACGAAAAGGAAAUGUAUGAAACUGAGAAGCCUUUUACUAGAAUACAACUUUGCCAAAUUGCAACUUUUGCCAAUCGGUUUUGUUUUCAUGCAAUUUGGGAUUCGCUUAUAGACUUUGAAAAUCGAAGGUCUUCAUUACUUUUCACCAGUAUGUAUAAUCUACUAAAUAUCCUUUUUAAUCGUGAUUGUAGAAGACAAUUUACUCCAUCAAAAAAUUUUUGGACAAUUCCAGAAAUUAGUUUCAAAGCAUUUGUGACUGAAUUUGAAAGGAAUGAAAUUUCUAAAAGAGCACAACUUUUAAUGGAAAAAAUGCCUCAUAUAAUUCCGGUUAAUUUUUUUUAA
Messenger RNA from Meloidogyne enterolobii, 1206 nucleotides. NCBI's taxonomy places the organism in Eukaryota, Metazoa, Nematoda, Chromadorea, Rhabditida, Meloidogynidae. The record is from the annotation of a GenBank genome assembly.